Messenger RNA from Anopheles arabiensis, 6958 nucleotides. RefSeq names its product homeobox protein araucan-like. NCBI's taxonomy places the organism in Eukaryota, Metazoa, Arthropoda, Insecta, Diptera, Culicidae. The transcript has 7 exons. Gene Ontology annotation, molecular function: RNA polymerase II cis-regulatory region sequence-specific DNA binding; DNA-binding transcription factor activity, RNA polymerase II-specific. Bases 1779 to 4175 code for a protein of 798 amino acids. The record is from RefSeq and is a predicted model, not a curated record. Gene Ontology annotation, cellular component: nucleus. Gene Ontology annotation, biological process: cell development; regulation of transcription by RNA polymerase II; neuron differentiation.
GAUCAAGUGCGCAUCGUCGCUGCGCGCGUGUACGGUUCGAGACGUAAUUUUUGGAAACGCUUGCCUGCGGACUCGUGUGACGGCGCUUUCGGCCGGUUGGUGGGUUUGUUGUUUAUGUGCGUUUUCGGGAAAAUUGGGUGACUCGUGGGUAAUUGUGUGUGUGUGUAUGUGCGUGUGAGUGCGCGUGUGUGUGCAACCUUUCUGUCUUUCGUUACCGAGCCACACCGUGCGAGACGAGUGAAAAGUGCCUCCAUCCCACCUACGCAAAAACCCCACAACUUACGGUAGCGACAUCGAUUUGGCUGCCGGUUCAGAUGGCCAAAGAUUUGUUUUGAUUUCACCCGUGUGUGUAUAUGUGUGUGUAUGUAUGUGUAUGUACAGCGAAGGAAAAAGUGUGUCCCGAGCUCGAAGCGGUUUUUGGGCAAAAGCAAAAAGGAACAACAAAUGUGAUGUAGUGAGCAUGUGAGAGCAAGUGAAAAUCAGGAACGCCAACCGAGAAAAAGCCAGAAGGUGUGAAACGAAAGCUCGUUGUAUCUCAACUCAACAGUCUAGCUACCAGCGAACUUCUCCGCGAGUGGGCAUGGUUGUGCAAACCGUGCCGCAUCCGUUUGCUCUGCUGCUAAGCAACGCAAUCGGUACGCGUGGAUCGUUCUCUACUGGAGCAUCACAGUAGGCAUCGAGCGGAAGAGUCACCAAAGAGUUCCGCUUUUUCCCGCGUUUCAACCGGUGUGUGGAUGAAAAAAGCAUACAACAACGUCCUGUACCGGUCGCGAAUCACAUCAACACUACACGACGCAGCAUAACAAAAUGCCAGCAAGCGUAAUUGAGAGUUUUGGUAGAGUACUGUUGUAGCGUGUGGUGCACGUUAACAGUUAUUUGUUACCACCAGCAGGACCUACUACGUCCUAGUAAGAAUAGCUACCAGUACACGCUAGUUUGUGAUUUGUGCUGUGUUUUAUUCAGUUUCAUCAUAAUUCUAAUGCGUUCGCUGCUGGUUACGUGAAGAUCUGUUACAAUUUGAUUGAAUUCUUACAAAACCGUCCGCGAAUGUUGAAUAAUGCAUAACUGUGACAUGCUUAACAAGCUAAUCAAACGAUGAAACCCGUGAAAUCCAUUAGAUAAAUGGUACAACAGAACACAAACAUAUCCCAUCCGUAGAAGACUAUUCAAUGACACGCUAGGCUUGCAUUGGCAUUCCUUCCAAUAAACAAUAAUGGUCUCAAGGAUAGUGUAAGAACGAUAUCACAACUAACCCUCCUGCCGUUGGGAUAUCUUGCUUUGCGUCAGCUAGUUCAUCAGUGAAUUUCUGGUUCCCGUGAGCCCUGCACUGGUCGCCUGCCGUUUGCCGGUGGUGAAAGUGUACCAGCCGGACAGGAUCAUGUAUCCCGCCGUGCAAUUGGCGCCAAAGGAUAUGACGACACCAGCGGUGACGACGUUGCGGACGUCGGCAAUCGUACGAUAGGAACCUUGGAAUGUCCAGGUCCUAGGUCGUUAGAUGGAAUCCUAACCAAAAUGCUGGAUUUUUGUGUUAUUCGGUAGUGCAUGUGGCAAGUGUAGUAAGUGCUAAAGUGAGUUAUGUGUUAAAUUAAGUUGCAUAGAUUUAGACCAUUCCUGCUGGAAAGAAGAGCGCCACGAGAAGAAACCACGAACGAAUACCAAGCAACAACAGUGCACGUUUGUUAUAAAAGAAAUACCAAUAUUUUUGCCAUUGAGUGCCAGCAGAGUGUGCGUGUGUGCAUAGGAAAGAAUCACCUGCAAACGAUACGUAUUCAGGAAUAAUGGCCGCAUACGCUCAAUUUGGCUACACAUAUCCGCCGGCAAGUCAGCUGCUCGUUAGCGGAGGACAGACGACAACCGCAAGCUCCCAGUCACCGAUCUCUGCCACGAACGCGCCCUCGCUCAGUCCCGGUGGUUCGGCCACGGGGGCUCCGUCCGGUGCCCUCAGUCCCGGGGCCGUCUCGCAAACCUCGCAAAACAAUGCCUCCCUAGGUGGUGGCGGUGGUGGUGGCGGAGGCGGCGGCGGCGGCGGUGGUGGUGGACCCACGACAUCCUGCUGUGAGAAUGGCCGCCCGAUCAUGACCGAUCCCGUGUCCGGACAGACGGUUUGCUCGUGUCAGUACGACUCCGCCCGGUUAGCGCUGUCCGGGUAUUCGCGCAUUCCCACCGGAAGUGUCGGUGUGUACGGGACGCCUUACCCUUCGACGGAGCAGAACCCCUAUCCGAGCAUCGGUGUGGACAGUUCCGCCUUCUACUCCCCGCUGAGCAACCCGUACGCCCUGAAGGACAGUGGGCCAACAAGUGAUAUGACGGCGUGGACUUCCGCCGGACUGCAGCCAACGACCGGAUACUAUCCGUACGAUCCAACCUUAGCUGCCUAUGGAUACGGUGCCGGGUACGACCUGGCCGCCCGCCGGAAGAAUGCAACACGCGAAUCGACCGCUACGCUGAAGGCGUGGCUGAACGAGCACAAGAAGAACCCCUACCCGACCAAGGGCGAAAAGAUCAUGCUGGCGAUCAUCACCAAGAUGACGCUGACGCAGGUGUCCACCUGGUUCGCGAACGCCCGGCGGCGGCUCAAAAAGGAGAACAAGAUGACGUGGGAGCCAAAGAACAAGACGGACGACGACGACGACGCGAUGGUGUCGGACGACGAGAAGGACAAGGACGACCUCGAUCCGGACAAGGGUGGUCGUGAUCAUAAAGACAUGCACCACCAUCAUCACCAUCAGCAUCACGUCAAGUCCGAGCACGACAAGGACGAGGACGACGAUGACCUGACGGACGACGAGCGGAAGCCGGAAAACUUAAUGGGGCAUCCGGGACAUCUGGGGCAGCAUCAUCCGUACUACCACCAUUCGAUGCUCGGGGGACACCACCAUCAAACCCAUCUUCAUCAUCAGCAGCAGCAGCAGCAGCAUCCGCUGCAGCAUCAGCAGCUGCAGCAUCAUCCACAUCACGGCGGUUUGCUGAAGGGCGAUAUGGACCAUUCAAAAAACCAAACGGGCAGCGACUGUGGUGUGCCGAUUCCAGCCUCAAAGCCAAAAAUCUGGAGUCUGGCCGACACAGCCGCUUGCAAAACGCCACCGCCACACCACCUUCCGCUCCAUCUUCAGCACCACCACCAUCAGCAUCAUCCGCACCAGCAGCAGCAGCAGCUCCAGCAUCCGCACCAGCACCAUCCGCAGCAGCAGCAGCAGCAAUCGCAUCCUGCGCAGGGCCUGCACGGUUCCUGGAUGACCGGUACGAGCGUCGACUAUCACCCAAACCAAUCGCAGCAGGCGGCCCAUCAUCUGCAGCAGCAGCACCUGCAGCAGCAAUCCUCGCAGCAGACGCAGCAUCUCCUGCAACAGCAGCAGCAGCAUCAUGUGCAGCACCAGGGCAACAGCAAUGGGGCGAACAGUAUGAUGAUGAUCGGAGACGCCGGUUCGCCCAUGAGUAUGAGUAUGGGAAAUACCACCACCAACAACAGCAGCAGCAGCAACACCCCACCCAACAGCCAAGGUAUGGGGGGGAGUAUGGGCAAUGGUAUGAUGAGCAGUUUCGGGAGUACCCCCUAUUCCCGCUAUGGGGGGUUUCUAGCCGGAGCUCAACACUACAAUACUACCCUCAGCAGCAGCAGCAACAGCAGCAACAGCAGCAAUACCAGCAACCACAGCUCGACUACGGGUCCGGUCUUGAACCACCCUACAACGCCAACUUUGCAACAGCAGCAGCAGCAUCAAGGCAACAACCUCCAGCAGCAGCAGCAGCAGCAGCAGUCCCAGUCUAUGAACAGUACCCCGUCCCAGCAGCAACAACAGUCGAUGGGGUUUCCCGAGGUCCAGACCGACACGCCGCCCCAAACUCCGCCGAAUAUGAAGCUGCCCAGCAUGGCGGCGAACCUUCUUACAACCCCUACGACCGGUACUUGCUACAGUAGCACCAACGGCUCAACGCCCAACACGGCUAGCGGAAAUGGUAGCAGCAACAACACCAACAACAACAAUCCAUCCACUGCUAAUAACAAUGCGGGAGGCUCGAGUAGCGGGUAUGCCUCAUCUCCGGAUUCAAUGUCGCAGCAAGGAACGGGCGGCUACUAUCGCAUGCAGCAACAGCAACAGGAGCAACCGGAUGGCUUUAAGCCGUUCUUUAAGAACUCAUCGCAAGUCGGAAACGGUUACGUAUCACCGGUUUGAGCUCACUGAAUUUUCUGGACCUGGAGGAUCACCCGCAGAAUAAUAAGAUAUCGAUGUGAACCACGAGUCACAAGUAGUCAACAAUUGCCACAAAAUUCGGAACAGCAUCCAGAAGCAGCAACAGACAGAAGUUUACCACAAAGAGACAGAGAGAGAGCUUGUAUCGAUCGAAACCUUCCCUCCACGAACGACGGGCGGAAAAUCCUCCCACCCCGCGCGUGACUUUGAUAGUCAGAUGUUGUUUUUUGUGGAUUAAUUCGAAGCAGAAAAGAAGAAAAAGACCGAGUGCGUGCCUGCAUGCCUUUCGCCGCGAAUGUGAGCGACAAACUCGCCGACAUUUGGAGGAACAUUAUCCAUCAUCGCUGGAGGAAAUGGCACAACAUAUGAUCCAUGGAGCUACUACUCUACUAAUGCAAACAGUACACAGCAUACGUUUAAUGAAUGACGCCCAUCACUUCGUACGUAACAAAGGAAUGCUCACAAGGAUAAGAAUCUGGCAUGAUGGAUGCAGUGGACAACAAAGAAGCCUCCUUCGAACGUAUACGACACCUGAAGGUGAAGAGACGAUUGCGUACAAUGCACCUGCGAGCGAUGCAGUCAACAAGGCAGACACAGAAACUUUCAUUAUGUUUAAGUAGAACGUAAAGCAUAGGAGUUGCUUGCAACAAAUUAUGAAGGAGUUAGGGAAUGUCCAUACACGCUGAUCGAUAGUUAAGAUCAUACAGACACGGGCUAAGUGCAACUAGAGAAAAUCAAUCGAAAAGGAAGGAACUACAAUGAAUUUCAAUCAUGUCGAACUGCUGAAUUGUGGUCGCAAGAAAGUAUGAUCUAAAAUCGAACACUUCUUUAGCAACACACUCAACAAUAUGCAGUGUUGUAACUUCAGUUUAUUUAGAAAUUGCUAAAAAGAGCGACGAUGAAGAUGACCUCUGCAGUUGCAAUAAUACGUGCAAUUUUACACGCAUAAUAACAAACCACAAACCUAAAGCAACCGUUUACCGAAUUGUUCGACUGUAACAGUUUUGAUGUAAAAGCUCCAAUAGCGUUAGAAUAUGAAUGCAACAUCAACUCCUCUUUUACAAACAGAUCUCUCACAUUCAUUCGAUCGUAACAUGCACUAGGUCGAGUUCGAGUUUCCACAAGCUUGUACCAUUUGUACUUGGGUGGAAAAUGCGGAUCAGUUCGUACCAAAAUUCACGAAGAAUAAUGUUCAACACAAACAAAACAAAAACAAAAACAAAACAUCUUCUUCUGAGAGACGUAUUUGUAAUCUGUGAUAAAAAUGGGAAGGAACAUUGAGAGCAAACCGCGCUUGGCAUUACAACCCUGAAUAGUGCGAGGGAAGAGUGAAAAGGCUAGCAAACAGGCAAAACUGGUCCGCAUAAUGCACGGUUGCAUUAUAAUAGCAAUGAGUGUAGAUUUUGCUUUUUUUCUUUGUAAUUUUUCUGUUUCUCUCUGCGUAAAGAGUAAUCGCUGCAAAAAAUUGUGCUGCAAAAAUGAUUGCAAUAAGCACAAAAUGAAUGAAAAAAGCUGUUGUUUUGGUGGAAACAAUAAUCCCAUUUGUACUUUUGCAUCCGCUCGGAUCCGUUACGGUUUAGGUAUGUUAAUAUAUGUAGGUAAAAUUUAACCGAGCAAUUGAAAAGAAAAAUAGACGUGUUGAAGAUGCAGUGCAACGACCGACUGCACCCUGUAGCACACACACAGCAAUGAAUCCUUUGUAAAUAGUUAGAAGAUUUGUGAAGAGUCCAAAAUUGUCGACCGUUCAUAGCAGAACAGAUAAACCGGUAAUUGAGAUCAGCAUAGCUAAACAGUUUGUACUGAACUCAAGCCGAUGUGUAAAUAGAAGGAAACGAGUACUGUCUGGACAUGGAAAUACGCGAAACCACGAUAACCAGCAGUACAGACGAUUCGAUAAUGUUGUAAAAAUUAAGUAAACGGGGUACGAUGUGCUAUAAGGUAUCGCAAAAAGGUAUAGAAAAAUUAAUUUAGUGUCAAGAAUAUUUCUGUUAAAAAAAACUAACACGAGCGCGACGGCAUAACACAUAUGAUGCGUUAGUACUGUAAAAUUAUCUACUUUUAUACAGUUGUAUCACACUAGAGGGAUAACAAAAAAUAUGCAAAGACGGAUAAUGAACACGAGAUGCAUAACUAUCUAGACAAGGCAAGGCAUAAACAUCUACACAUUGCAUUACGAAACACUUUGUACGAAUGAGGGUUUACUAUUUCAUUUCGGGGUUUCAUGUGCAAAACGUGACUACAGUUUCCAAUCAUGCAUUGCGCAAUCGAAAACGAGAAUCAUACGUUCUUAAACACAUGAUGUCGUCCUUAAUCACGUCAACUGUGCACAUUUGUCCUGGCACAGUGAAAGCAUCUAAAAUUAAACUCAAUCAAGAUAGUAAAACGAUCGAUACAGAAACAGUUCGCAAGCAGGCGCAGCUGGUGAACACAUACAUAUUUGCACGAUAGUAUUACGCACGUUUGAAUACUUCAGUACGGGAGACAUCAGAUAAAGGCAAGGAAUCAGUUCUUUUGCACGCAGUAUCGCAAUAUAUGUAUAUCAAGUACGCAUUAUAUCGCAUCAUCAUGAUCAUCAUCAUCCUCAUCAUCAUCACCAACACAACCCAACAAACAGUCAAUAGAAUCGUCAACAGUAUACACAAUGAAUUCACGCGACCCCCUCUACGUAUCCCGAAAAGGCAGUAUAAAUUAUAUAUAUACAUAUAUGAACAUAUAUUUAACGGAUGAAGAAAAUAUAGAAAAUAGAAGCGAAUAUGAAAAAAUAA